Salvia splendens (bonfire salvia) is the source of this 1628-nucleotide messenger RNA. RefSeq lists its product as uncharacterized. Lineage: Eukaryota; Viridiplantae; Streptophyta; Magnoliopsida; Lamiales; Lamiaceae. The transcript has 2 exons. The coding region runs from base 367 to 1272 and encodes 301 amino acids. The record is from RefSeq and is a predicted model, not a curated record.
UUAGACUUAUUUGCUAAUAAAUCUAAAAUAUGAACCAGAGUCGAGAUGAUUAUGGCCAACACGAAUAGAACACGUGCGAUUAUUUAUUCAUACAUCUUAAAUUACUAGGAAGUAAUAAAGAUUCACAUUUGAGCCGGAAUCAAGGUAGAUGUUGACAAGAAUUCCACCGUAGUAGCCGAAAUCAGAGAAGAAAAUAUCUUGAUUCCGAUAUCCAAGGUUCUCCCCCUUUUCAAAUCUCUUGAUGCUUCUAGAAGGGGAACAAUCAAGAUUGGGUCUCCAGUUUUCUUUGCAUUGCUGAUUUUAGUAAUAGUUGCAUUGGUGCUUUUCUUUGGAAAGAAUGGUGAUUUUAGUAAUAAGUCCACUUUGAUGCCUGACCUUAGUAGCCAAAAAUGGAGUAGCUUCGACUCGUUGGUCCGAUUGGAUCCAACCGUUGAAUUGCGGAAUGGGACUGAUUUGAUCUGGCAGAUUCCUGAUUCACCAAAGGCUGUUCUCUUCUUGGCUCAUGGCUGUAGCGGUCGAGCAGCUAACUUUUGGGAUAGGUCUCCUAAGUGUCCGGAUUGCGUUGGUUUACCCGAAGAGAGGCUCAUUGUGCUUCAUGCUUUGGCUAGAAACUUUGCUGUAUUUGCCAUAUCGAGUAAAGGUGUGUGCUGGUCGCUAGGGGAGGAACGCAGUGUCGUUAAAAGUAUGAUCCGGUGGUGGAUUUCUGAGAAGAAGAUGGACAAGCUUCCUAUCUAUGCAAUGGGAGCCUCGUCUGGUGGAUACUUUGUCUCUGCUCUUGCUGCAGAGUUCCAGUUUAGGGCUAUCGCGUUGAUGAUCGCUGAAGGGGUGUUUAGUCAUUCGGAUAUAAGGAAGAACUACCCGGCUACGCUCUUUGUCCACAUGCCUAAAGAUGAAAAACGAAACGGGAAGAUAGAGAAGUAUCUAGUGGUGAUGAGGGACAAGGGUAUUGAUGUUGCAGAAGUUAGAUGCAUGGAAUUCCCUUUGACGCCUCAGUUUUUUGCCAAUAGAAUUCAGGGUCUUAGUCCGAACUUGUCAGAGAAGUUGUUCGAUGUUUUUCAGGAUAAGGGCUUUAUUGACGGGAAUGGUUACUUGAGGGAUGAUGGGCGUGUGAUACCGUGGAAAACAGCAAUCGAGGAGAGGAAUAUUUUUCUCCCUAAGAAGUCAUUGGUCAAUCAUAUUCAGGAGGAAAUGAAUCUUGCAUUUGCUUAUCAUGAAAUGACUAGCUUGCAGUCUCAGGAGAUCUUCGACUGGUUUGAUUCUCAUAAGAGGUGACGAGCAGUUAACCUUAUUACCAGACUCCGAUUCCUCCUUCCACAAAUGUGAUUACAGCUUGGGAGUGCAAUGCAUAAAUCUAGCAGAUUUGAUCAUUCUACCAAUUUUGGUGAGUUGUGAAAGCCAGAGUUCUACACAGUUUAGUAUGAAGCUGUGCAGACUGCAACUGUCAAGGACAGUUUUUCACGUUUUACCGGAUACGGCGGAGUUGUCUUGUUUCUUGAAUUAUGCAUAGAGAUCUUUACAUCUAACUUGUCAAAAACCACAUUGUAUUGUUGGCCAAUUACCACAUAAUUUGCUGACCACCGUCUAUUUGAAAUUAUUUAUAGCUAUUACCAAAUGAGUUGUUCGCUGCA